Molecule: messenger RNA, 711 nt
Organism: Mesocestoides corti
Lineage: Eukaryota; Metazoa; Platyhelminthes; Cestoda; Cyclophyllidea; Mesocestoididae
Source: the annotation of a GenBank genome assembly
AUGCAAACAAAGCGUCGUCGUCGUCGUCGUUCGCAUCGCACUGUAGAAACAGAAGGGAGCGGCAUUACAAUCAUGAAAGCGGACGUGAAAUUGCGCGCUGCCACCAUCACCACCACCACCAACGCAGCUCCUGUCACCACCCAAAUUCGUCUCCACUUCCAACACGACUGCAAUCGAUUAAGAGAUGACUUCGUCGUAAUGGUCACUCACCACGUUGUCACCGUGAUGCUCAUCUCCUUCUCCUACGUGACCAACUACUUCCGCAUCGGGACGGUUGUGAUGUUUCUGCACGACGCCUCCGACUUCUGGCUUGAGGCCGCGAAGAUGUUCAAGUAUGUUGGCAGCUUUUGGCCCUGUAUGGGAUGCUUCUGUGUCUUCAUCCUCGUCUGGAUCGUCACCCGCCUUUACUGCUUUCCAUUCCGAGUCAUCGCGUCGGUCUUCUUCGAAGCUCCGGGUUUAAUCGGUCGCUACCCGGCGCUGGAUAUGUUCGCGGCUUUCUUGUCCGUCCUGCAGGUGCUGCACAUCUUUUGGACCAUUCAGAUCAUCCGAACAGCUGUCAAGCCCUUCACCACCGGCCAGCUUACUUCCGACGCCCGAAGCGACAGCGAGAUGUCGGAGACGGACAACGAUCACACGCACGCCAGCGACCUCUCUCUCAGGAACGACCACUGCAACGGUGGUGCUCAAAAUGGAAUCACCAGAUCCGAAUGA